UACGAGGAGGUGAUUCGGGAGGAGAGCGCGGCCGACUGGGCUCUGUACACGUACGAGGACGGCUCAGAUGACCUCAAGCUUGCAGCAUCAGGAGGUGGGGGUCUGCAGGAGCUCUCCGGCCACUUUGAGAACCAGAAGGUGAUGUACGGCUUCUGCAGCGUCAAGGACUCCCAGGCCGCUCUGCCAAAAUAUGUGCUCAUCAACUGGGUUGGUGAAGAUGUGCCUGAUGCCCGAAAAUGCGCGUGUGCCAGCCAUGUGGCUAAGGUGGCUGAGUUCUUCCAGGGUGUCGAUGUGAUUGUGAAUGCCAGCAGCGUGGAAGACAUAGAUGCGGGCGCCAUCGGCCAGCGUCUCUCCAACGGGCUGGCGCGGCUCUCCAGCCCCGUGCUGCACCGACUGCGGCUGCGCGAGGACGAGAACGCCGAGCCGGUGGGGACCACCUAUCAGAAAACUGAUGCAGCUGUGGAAAUGAAGCGGAUUAACCGGGAGCAGUUCUGGGAGCAGGCCAAGAAGGAGGAGGAGCUGAGGAAGGAGGAGGAGCGGAGGAAGGCCCUGGACGAGAGACUCAGGUUCGAGCAAGAGCGGAUGGAGCAGGAGCGCCAGGAGCAGGAGGAGCGGGAGCGGCGCUACCGAGAGCGGGAGCAGCAGAUCGAGGAGCACAGGAGGAAACAGCAGACUUUAGAAGCCGAGGAGGCCAAGCGGCGGUUGAAGGAGCAGUCGAUCUUUGGUGACCAGCGGGAUGAGGAGGAGGAGACCCAGAUGAAGAAGUCAGAGUCGGAGGUAGAGGAGGCAGCGGCCAUUAUUGCCCAGCGGCCUGACAACCCACGGGAAUUCUUCAAGCAGCAGGAACGAGUUGCAUCAGCCUCUGCAGGCAGCUGCGAUGCACCCUCACCCUUCAACCAUCGGCCAGGCAGCCACCUGGACAGCCACCGGAGGAUGGCACCUACCCCCAUUCCCACCCGGAGCCCAUCUGACUCCAGCACGGCUUCCACCCCUGUCGCCGAACAGAUUGAACGGGCUCUGGAUGAGGUCACGUCCUCGCAGCCUCCACCACUGCCACCUCCACCCCCUCAAGAGACCCAGGAGCCCGGGCCCGGCCUGGAUGGCAAAGAGACCAGCCAAGAGGCCAGAGCAGCAGCCCCUCCGGCCUGGGCCGGCCCCGUGGAGGAGCCCCCGCAGGCCCCGGAGCCUCCCCCGGGGCAGGGCAGCCCCACGGAGGACCUGAUGUUCAUGGCAUCUCCGGAGCAGGCUGUCCUGGCCGCCCCUCUGGAGCCUGCCGUGGCCAAUGCCGCCACAGCGGACACCCCGGCAGCCGAUGCCAUUGAAGCCGACACUGCCACUGCUGACACCGCUGUUGCCAACGCCAUCACCCCCGCUGCUGCCAGCCUCAUUGACCUGUGGCCUGGCAACGGGGAGGAGGCCUGCAGAGCCCAGGCUGAGCCUAGGGUCCCCACACCUCCCGCGGGUGCCGAGGUGCCCCUGAUAGACGAGGUGGCUGAGGAACCACUGCCCCUGGCAGGCAAAGGCUGUGCCAACCUUCUCAAUUUUGAUGAGCUGCCUGAGCCGCCAGCUACCUUCUGUGACCCAGAGGAGGAAAUAGAAGGGGAGCCCCUAGCUGCCCCCCAGGUCCCAACUCUGCCCUCGGCUCUAGAGGAGCUGGAGCAGGAGCCAGAGCUGGAGCCAGAGCCAGAGCCCCAUCUGCUGACCAAUGGCGAGACCACCCAGAAGGAGGGGACCCAGGCCAGUGAGGGGUACUUCAGCCAAUCACAGGAGGAGGAGUUCGCCCAAUCGGAAGAGCUGUGCGCAAAGGCCCCGCCUCCUGUGUUCUACAACAAACCUCCAGAAAUCGACAUCACCUGCUGGGAUGCAGACCCAGUACCAGAAGAGGAGGAGGGCUUCGAGGGCGGUGAUUAGCGGGGCGCCAGCCCUCAGGCUGCCCUUGCGAAGGCCGCCCACCUGUGCCGGCCUCUGGCCAGACGGCCCGUCGCGCCUGCACUCGCAGCAGCUCCGCCUGGCACCCACUCCGGAUUCCGGCCCUGGCCGGGGACUUGGCCGCUUCCCUACCCACAGGGCCCGACUUUUACAGCUUUUCUCUUUUUUUUAAAGUUGAUAGGAGACUUGUACAGUUGACUGGUUUUCCUCCCGUUGGUAGUUGAGACGCUGUUGCAAAUUCUACCCCGUCCCCGCCCGGUCCAGAUUGUAGCUUAGUCCUCCCUGCUCACUCAAGCUGGCCGGAGUGGAGGCCUCACCCUACUUGGGGCCUGGCGUCGGGGGAGCUCUGGUGGGAAAAUGUCCCACCUCCUUUCCUAGUUUUAUGUUUCUUGGAAAAAUAUCACUUUGUAUUCUCUGUCCAGGGCUUCAGAUAUUUUGCACGAAUUUUAAAACAUGGCAAUAAAUGGCUCGUGGGCUCUGGCUCCCUGGGACCCCCUCCCCGCCCUUCUCUUGACCCCUCCCCGCCUGGCCCAAAGGAAGUAGGCCCAGCUGGGGCCCCUCAGCUUCCAGGCCCUUUCCUGCCCCCCUCCUGCUGGGCAGGUCCCAAGCUGGAGGCCCUAGGCGCGGACCAGGUCAGGGCUAUCGGCUAUCGGUGGGGCCUGGGGCUUGGAUGGCCCCUCCCCGACUCCUCCCUCUUUGCUUGGGUUCCUUUUUCACGUUCAGUAACUGUUUUUUGGAAAGCACAAACUUCUGUAACGGGUCGUGCUCAUGUCUGUUAAUAAAGAAAUCCAGAUCCC
Molecule: messenger RNA, 2726 nt
Organism: Ailuropoda melanoleuca (giant panda)
Lineage: Eukaryota; Metazoa; Chordata; Mammalia; Carnivora; Ursidae
Gene: DBN1
Product: drebrin 1
Exons: 14
Biological process (GO): regulation of actin filament polymerization; positive regulation of axon extension; postsynaptic actin cytoskeleton organization
Cellular component (GO): lamellipodium; postsynaptic membrane; site of polarized growth
Molecular function (GO): actin filament binding
Source: RefSeq, a predicted model, not a curated record